This is a messenger RNA of Erpetoichthys calabaricus (reedfish), 1793 nucleotides long. It is a transcript of the gene lrtm1, whose product is annotated as leucine-rich repeat and transmembrane domain-containing protein 1. NCBI's taxonomy places the organism in Eukaryota, Metazoa, Chordata, Cladistia, Polypteriformes, Polypteridae. Bases 236 to 1285 code for a protein of 349 amino acids. The transcript has 3 exons. The record is from RefSeq and is a predicted model, not a curated record. Gene Ontology annotation, molecular function: protein binding. Gene Ontology annotation, cellular component: extracellular matrix.
CAGAGUAAGAGAGAGUGUGUUAGUGAGAAAGAGGGAGGUAGACCUUAUAAUUCAAUCCAAUUGUACGAAAGUCGAGAUGCCCCAAUGGGGCCACUUCUUGUAGAUCCUCCAGCAGCUGAAACCUUCUGGUAGAUGACAUGGGAAUCGGUGGCUCUCAUUUAACACAUCUUUGAAGCAUUUUGUUUUCCUCUGAUGGGACGAAACUUCUCACUAAGGUCAAUGCCAGCUGCCCACUAUGAAAGGUGAACAUCCACUACUAGUGAUUACCUUAGUGUUUUUACACGUUGUCAAUGGCUGCCCACAUGUGUGCACUUGCAAUUCCAAAGCUAAAACUGUGGACUGCAGAGGCAGAGGUCUCACUGAAGUUCCCUCCAUCUUAUAUUUUGAUAUGCAAGAACUUUACCUACAGAACAACCGCAUUCGGACCGUACACCCUAUGGCAUUCAGAGAGGCCACAGCAUUAAAGGUGCUUGACCUGUCAAACAACAGCAUUGCCAGCUUGGCGGAUGGUGCUUUUCAGGGACUGCACAAUCUUGUUGUACUCAACCUAGCCAACAACUCAAUACAGGAUAUUGAUAAGCGACUGUUCAUUUCAUUAAGAAGCCUCAGUGAGCUCAACUUGUCCUUCAACCAUAUCACUAGUCUGCCAGGGGCACUGGGCAAUGACAUUAAAAAUCUCACCAGGCUGUCAGUGCGUCACAACCGACUACAGAAGCUUGACAGGACACUGGUUGAACCUCUCUCAAAGCUCCAGGCUCUCUUUAUCCACAACAACCCCUGGAUAUGUGACUGUCAGAUCAUUGGUUUCAAACUGUGGCUGGAGAGCUUUCUGUUCAAAGGGGGAACAAUUGAUGAUAUCAAGUGCCAACAGCCUGAUGAGCUCCUGGAGACAGACCUUCGGAAAGUUCCCUAUGAAAUAUUUCAGACAUGCCCCUCCUCAAGUUACAAUCAUUUGCUUGCCAGCAUUCAUCAUACCGACUCUACCCACAAGGCUUCCCGCUUGCAUGUACAAAGUGACCAUGCUGGAGAAAGUCUGCCAGAAUGCGAACCCAAGCAGAGACCCCGGCCAGUCAACCUUCGACAUGCUAUUGCCACCGUGGUCAUAACUGGUGUUGUCUGUGGAAUUGUUUGUCUGAUGAUGUUGGCAGCUGCUGUUUAUGGUUGUGCUUAUGCAGCAAUUAUGGCAAAAUACCACCGAGAGCUAAAAGAUGUGGACCAACUACCCCCCACUACUGAACAGGGAAGUCCUGAGGAGAAAGAACCUCUUGAUAGCAAUAUUGCAUGAAUCCUAGCCUGAGGUUUCUGUAUAGUUUUUUCUUGCUAUGAAGAGUAUCUCCUACAAAUCGUAAAAAUAAUGAGAAGAUGUAAUAAGUGUAAAAAAAUCAAUGUAGAUUGUUUAUUUGUGGUUCAGUACUAAUUUUAAUUGGUCAUUUAAUUUAAAGUUUAUCAGUUUAUAAGUUGUUCAUGAUAAGUAUCAAGUACAAGGACAUGACAAAAAAUGUCCUGCAAACCAAAACCUGAGGUAAAAUUGACUUGGAAGUAAAUUACAACACUUAUAAUGUAGCAUUCCUGUUCUUCCCAAGACCAUAAUGUCAGGAGUCACCUGUUAGAAUUUAGAAAUCAGGAAUGUGCUUUAUUUCAUAUGAUGAUAUUUAUGCAUGUACAUUAGGCCAUUUUUCAAAAUGUUACUCACAUUUUUUACAUUAAACCUAAAUAUCACUGCCCUAAAAAUGAGAUAUUUUAUGACAUCUGGUGUACUUGCAUUGGGAUUUAUUAAAAAUAUUGAAACUAUA